AUGGGAGGAGCUGACGUCUCCUGAAAACACCUCGAGCACUGUUGCUCGCUCUGAAAUGUUACUUACUGUAACACCGACUCAGUGCGCUGGGAAAGUUUACUAACGAGACUGUCACUUUAUUUCCGAACAUGAGCAGAAGACUCGUUUAGGUUUGUCCUUCGUCACUACCGAUAUCUUUAACGCCCUGUUUGGGAUUUAUUUGGAGACGUGAAGCCAUUGUCUAGAUGGAAGAAGAACAGCCGCUGCUGACUGGCAGCAUUAACCAGGGCUCGGGUGAUUAUGGAGCUCAUGAUAAUGGUCAACUUGAUCAACAUGAAGAAUCACCAGGAUCAAGACGACUGUCCUAUUCAGCUACAGACGAUUCGUACCGUGUGCUCGAGGAUGCAGAUGCAGACCUCUAUAUCCAGCAGGCAGUUGUAUUUAUUGAAGAUGCAAUUCAGUAUCGAUCCAUCAAUCACAGGGUUGAUUCUGGGUCCUUGCAGUUAUAUAGAUGGUAUUAUUCCAAAAUAUGUCAGUGGGGUCUGGGGUUCACUAUUGCCGUUGUACUGGCCCUAGCCUUCAUUGAGACACCCUCCUCUCUGACCUACACCUCGGACAUUCGUUUCAAACCCAAGCCCUGGGAGCCACCCUGUGGACUGACGGAGGGGAUUGAGGUGGUCUGCCUUUGUAUCUUCAUCCUAGAUUUCACUGUGAAGAGUUAUCUGAUAGGAUGGGAGGAGUUUCGUAUGAACAAAUGGCUGAUUGGGUAUAUAGUAGUGAUUACAGCAUCAUUUAUUGAUUGGAUGUUGAGUGUUAGCAUGGCGUGCAAUGAGAAUUUAAGAGUCAGGAGACUAAUUCGACCAUUUUUCCUCUUGCAAAACUCCUCCCUGAUGAAGAAAACUCUAAAAUGUAUCAAAAAGACUCUUCCAGAAAUAGCAAGUGUUAUCCUGCUUUUGGCAUUACACCUCUGCUUAUUCACCAUGAUUGGAAUGCUGAUCUUUUCCAAAUCAGAUGACCCUAAGAAGAAUGGAGAAUGGGAAACCUACUUCAAAAACCUGCCAAAGUCCCUGUCUUCUCUGCUAGUGCUGCUAACAACAGCCAAUAACCCUGACGUCAUGAUUCCAGCAUACUCUCUGAACCGUGGCUAUUCUAUAUUUUUUAUACUCUUUAGUGUGUUUGGAACGUAUUUGUUAAUGAAUCUAAUGACGGCUAUUAUUUAUAACCAGUUCAGGGGAUAUUUACUGAUGUCGGUUCAGACGUCUAUAAUCAGGAGGCGUCUGGGUAUUCGGGCUGCUUUCGAGGUGCUGUGCUGUCCAGGCCGAGGGCACACUAGCACUCAGUCUGAAGGCCAUGUGGAGCGAGUGGCGGUGAACAUGUUUCUUCAGGUCAUGGAUAGAGUCCACGUGAAGUCUUACUGCAGACAGGCUAUCAUUAAGGCUGCUCAGCAGUUCCCAGACGGUUUCAUUAAUGGCGAGGCCUUCCAGAGGCUUUUUAAUGAGCUGGAUAAGGAUUUUAUGAAAGAGCAUCCACCAAAACCAGAGUACAGUUCUCCUGUCCUACAGCUUAUCCAGUAUAUCUACAGUCACUUUUAUAUUACUGUACUGGGGAACGUUGUUGCUCUGGCUAAUGUCAUCUGUAUCUGUACUAUCUUGGUUCUGAAUUCAGAGAAAUCUGCCUCAGAGAAAAAUAACUUCUAUAUGGAGAUCCUCAACUGUAUUUUCAUCCUGUACUAUUUAAUAGAGAUGCUGCUGAAAAUAGUGGCUUUUGGUUGGAGAGGUUACCUGUCUUACAGGAAUAACAUUUUUGAUGGAUUCCUCACUGUUCUUCUUCUGGCAAUUCAGAUUGCCAUAUUCAUCACGUACAGGAUUCCAUAUGAGGACGUGGAUCCGGUUCCACAACAUGUGAUGGCUUUGUGGGAGAUGGUGCGACUGGUCAAUAUGUUGAUUGUUUUCCGUUUCCUCAGGAUAAUUCCAGAAAUCAAGUUGAUGGCCGUGGUGGCCAGCACUCUUGUGGACCUGGUGAAAAACUUGCGGGCAUUUGCUGGCAUUCUAUUGGUGGUGUACUAUGUGUUUGCAGUUCUUGGUACCUGGCUUUUCCAGGGAGCUAUAACCCCUCCAUCAAACAUGAGUCUAAUCUCCGACUCCAGCACAGAGAACAAAACGGGGGGUCCCUUCAGCAUGGAUUGUGGCACUUUUGAACAGCUGGAGUACUGGCCAAACAACUUUGAUGAUUUUGCUUCCUCUCUGGUUCUGCUCUAUAACAUCAUGGUGGUGAAUAACUGGCACGUUUUCACGGACGCAUACACCAGAUACACUACGGAGUGGUCCUUGGUGUAUUUUGUGGCCUGGUGGUUGACAUCUUCAGUCAUGUGGGUCAACCUAUUUGUGGCACUCAUUUUGGAGAACUUCACCUAUAAGUGGGACCGCAGUAACGCUCUCUCUGUUGAGGAUGUGGAGAGAAUUGCCUAUCAAAGCACUGUGCAGCUUAUGUUCAGAGAGCACGUCCAAGAGCCGACAGAAGAAGAGUUACUAGCUCAAUUACAACAACAUCCUCAUCUGCACCUCUCCUGGUGACCCUAAACUCAUCCCCCCUCACCUCCACCUCACGGGACGUCUUUAAUACAUAAUUACACCAAAACACCCAGAAUCCUUCAGGACUCCAUCACGUCUGUGUAGGCCUUAUGUUUACAUAUCCAUCCAUUUUGGAGGGCCUGUUUCCCAUUAUAGGAUCUGUGUUGCUUCAGGUCUGCCUGGGAAAGGAUGUAUGUGUUUUUAACAGAACGUCACACUGUUUGGAGGAACUUCAAUUUAUAAAGAGGCUUUAGCUCAAGUCACUCUUGCUGCUGGAGUCAAAAGUUUUUGUUGUAUGCUCAAGACAACCUGUACAUUUCAGUAGUGUUCAUGAUGAAGUAUCAGUACCAAAGUUUUUGAUUUACGCUAAUGUCUGGAAGGAAUUCAUUCUUUGAGUUCGUUUUUUUUUUUUUUUUUUUUUGAGAAACCAAACACAUUUUUGUCCUGCGUUUUAUGAUAUCAAUAUUUGUAUUUAUUUCUGUAAGCCUGUUACAAUAUAAAAAAAAUGAAACAAUCUAUAGAUUGUUUUAAAAGUAAUGGAAACAAAGGGACAUAACUCAUUGCUGUGUUAAAUAUUUUUAGCUGUGUUUUAUUAAUUUGUAGAUUCUAUAUUUUUGACUGCCAUUAUGUCUGUUCAGUGCUUUUAUUCAUGUUAGAUUGUUACUGUAUAUUUUACAGAAGUUUUUAUGGGUGAAUCUCUCAAAAACUGUCAAGAAAUGUUCAGAUCAUAUUUCACCCAGAAAAUAAACUAGGAAAGGAAAUGGAUUCCUUUUACUGUAAUGUGAAAAAUAUAUAUUAUUAAUAUAUAAUACAGUUUAAUUAAAUCAGUUAUUGCUUCCUGACAGGAGGAUUGAGAAGUGUUUUGUAUUAUAGUCAAUAAACAAAGCAAGUAACAUUUUGAAUUACGUUGUCACAAUGUGAAAAAAAAUAAAUAAAUCUUCAAAUCUGAGUUUGUACCAAAUUUGUAUUCAAAUCUCAAUGGUACAAACUGGGUUUAAUUUCCUCUUGAUGCAAAAGCAUAUUUUUACUUUGGAUUUUGGGUGUAAUUUGACCCAGCCUGUUCGUCAGUAAAUUUCAGUGAGCUUAUCCAGUGUCAUUAUUGGGAUAUCUUUCAUGUUUUCAAUGUUAUCAACAGAUGGUGUUUUGUUGUAAUCGAUACAUUUGACUGAAUAUUGGUAUAAAUGGUUGAAUUAAACCACUAUAUUGUGUUCUUUCUGGUCUGAGAGCAACUUGUUGAUUAAAUGUCUUAAAUGUC
Molecule: messenger RNA, 3804 nt
Organism: Sinocyclocheilus grahami
Lineage: Eukaryota; Metazoa; Chordata; Actinopteri; Cypriniformes; Cyprinidae
Gene: tpcn2
Product: two pore segment channel 2
Exons: 25
Coding region: 225-2552 (775 amino acids)
Biological process (GO): endocytosis involved in viral entry into host cell; transmembrane transport; monoatomic ion transport
Cellular component (GO): lysosomal membrane
Molecular function (GO): ligand-gated sodium channel activity; voltage-gated channel activity; intracellularly phosphatidylinositol-3,5-bisphosphate-gated monatomic cation channel activity
Source: RefSeq, a predicted model, not a curated record